Messenger RNA from Chlorella variabilis, 2829 nucleotides. RefSeq lists its product as hypothetical. The transcript is spliced from 26 exons. Bases 1 to 2829 code for a protein of 942 amino acids. Gene Ontology annotation, biological process: transmembrane transport; chloride transport. The record is from RefSeq and is a predicted model, not a curated record. Gene Ontology annotation, cellular component: membrane; intracellular membrane-bounded organelle. NCBI's taxonomy places the organism in Eukaryota, Viridiplantae, Chlorophyta, Trebouxiophyceae, Chlorellales, Chlorellaceae. Gene Ontology annotation, molecular function: voltage-gated chloride channel activity.
AUGUCCAGCAGCAAGAAUGGGAGAUCUCAGGGGGAGGGCCUCCCUCUGCUGGCCUCCCACCCGCAGGGCGCCCUCAGGUCACACCUAGUGCUCGACCACGAGGAUCACGAGGUGCUUGACAAAUUCAGCGUCUCGCGCCUGCGCCGCGCACGUGGGGGCCGCGGCCGCGCCGUACCCUCCACCGUCCACGGCGCGCCGCUGGAUGCCGAGGAGAGCCGGGAGACGCUGGGGCGGCUGAAGCGCAUGGCCGGGUUUGAGGCCCAGGAUUUCGACCCUGUGGAAAACGACCUUCAGCGGGAGUUUGCGGUGCACCGCUCGGAGCACGAUUACGCCACAGCGGAGACCUGGAAGUGGCUGCUGUCCAUCCUGAUUGGAGCGGUGAUGGGUGUGCUAGCGUUCUUGGUUGACUGGGGAAUAGAGGCCAUGAACGGCUUCAAGUUUGCCACCGUGCGGGCGGCUGUGGCAGAGUCGGGCGGCUUUGUGGCGCCAUACCUCACACACGUUGGCAUCAGCCUCAUGUUUGCCCUGGUGGCUGGCAGCCUGGUCAGCUUUGUGGAGCCGCUGGCGGCGGGCAGCGGCAUCCCCGAGGUGAAGACGUACCUGAAUGGGGUGCACAUCAAGGGCCUGCUGACCAUACGCACCCUGGCCGCCAAGCUGUCGGGCAUCACCUUCUCCAUAGCUGCCGGGCUCAUCGCGGGUGGGUAUCUGGGGGGGCUGGCCGUAGGUGCGGGUGUGAGCAAGGAGGGCCCCUUUGUGCACGGCGGCGGCAUCGUGGGGGGCGGUAUCGGCGGCAUGGGCUCCCAGUCCAUCACGCAGGCGAGCCGGCAGCGGCGGCAGGCGUGGCUGCGCUGGCGGCGCGAGGUCAAGGCGCCUCACAUGCUGGGCGGCUACUUCCGCAACGCGGCAGACCACCGCGACUUUGCCGCCAUCGGCACCGCCGCGGGCGUGGCCACCGCCUUUGCCGCGCCCAUCGGCGGCCUGCUGUUUUGCAUCGAGGAGGGCGUCUCCUUCUACUCCACCUCCAUCUUCUGGAGGGGCUUCCUGGCCACCUGCGUGGGCGUGCUGACGCUGCACAUCCUGGCGGAUGCCAAGGACCACCCGGGGCGCCUCAUGGCAACCAAGUUUGGGCGGUUCCGAGACUUUGGCCUGUACACCGACAACUUUGCCGCCUACGGCUCCCGUAUGUUCUAUCAUGUGUGGGACGUGCCCAUCUUCUGCUGCAUAGGCGCGCUGGGCGGCCUGCUGGGGGCUCUCUUCAUCCAUCUCAACGUACGGGUCACCACCUUCCGGCAUAAGCACAUACCCUUUAGGCGAGUAUCCCCCUGGAAGCGGCUGGCAGAGGUGAUGUGCCUCAGCUUCAUCACAGCUUCCAUCUGGUUUGCCAUGGCCUGGAGCAGCCCCUGCCGCCCCCUGCCCUCCCCGGACGACCUGCAGUAUCUAGAAGCCGACGAGGACAAGAAUCUGGAGUUCCUGGCCGGCGGCGGCGAGCCCCCCGACGACGGCCUCGAGCACUUCCCCCGCCUCUGGUGCCCCAACGGCACCUACUCCGCCCACGGCCAGCUCUUCCUGGUGCCGCUGUCGCAGGUGGGGCGCCGCGCGGCGCGCGGGCGGGUGCCGGUGGGGCGGUGGCGGCGGUGGGUGGGCGGGAGCGCCGCCGCCUUCCUGGGGGGCAGCACGCGAAUGACGAUGACCACGACCGUCAUGGUGAUGGAGACGACAGGAGCGCUGCAGCUGAUCGUGCCGCUGAUGCUCACCGUCUUCUUCGCAAAGAUUGUGGGGGACCGGUACGGAGUGGGCAUAGACGACACGCACGUGCGGCUGCGCGGCGCCCCCGUGCUGGAUGAGCCCGCGCUGGACAUGAUAGACGACAAGCUGUCUGUGAGUGAGCUCAUGACCACCUCCCUCAUCGCCCUGCCGCCCGUGGUGCCCGUGCGGCGCCUGGCCUUCCCGGUGACGCCAGAGGUGGACAAGGCUCUGGGGUCAGAAGGCGCGCAUCCCUUUGAGCUGCACGGCGUCAUCCUGCGCUCCACGCUGCUCUACCUGCUGCGCUCGCGGCGCGGCCUGCUGGACCCGCAGCGCAGCAGCGGCCUGCCCGCGCGGCAGCCACCCGGCGGCAGCGGCGGCGGCGGCGGCGGCGGCGGCGGCAGCUUCCCGGGCGGGGCGGUGCUGUCUAACGGGAGCGUGGACUAUGCGGCGGCCGCCGCGGCGCAGCAGCUCGACGAGCGGCAGCACGUGCCGCGCACGCAGGCGGAGCGGCUGGCCGCCGUUGAGGAGAUGCAGCAGAUACCGCUUAAGAUCCGCGUGCGCGAGGACCAAGAGGCGGUGGUGGCGGGGCUGACCCUGGCAGAGUGCGACUCGCUCCUGGACCUGCGCCCCUUCAUGCAGCGCGCGCCCUUUGUCGUCAACGAGGAUGCCAGCCUGGGCAGGGGCUACAGGCUGUUCCGCACCAUGGGCCUGCGCCACAUGUUUGUGGGGCCGCCGCACCCGCUGGUGUCGGGCAUGGUGACGCGCAAGGACAUCAUAACGGACAACGCGCGGCUGGCGCUGGGGCGCAAGGCCAACCUGGGGCUGGUGGACUCCUGCGACGCGCGCAGCCUGCGCCGCACGCUGCCCUUUGUGCCCUUUGCUGCGUACGACCCCACGGCGGGCUCCUCCCGCCUGGGAGACAGCACUGCCAGUCUGCUGGCGCGGCCGGAGGCCGGUGCGGCGGCCGCGGGUGAGGAGGGGGCCGAGGGUGGGGAGGUGGCGGGCACGCACCUGCCUCAGGCCAUCACGCAGCGGCGGCGGGGCGGCGAGGCGGAGCUAGCAGCGGUGGGAGUCGAGGCCUAA